CACGAUAUUCGCCUCGAUCCAGGUGACUGCCUAGCUGCCUACAACAUAAAGCACAUCGAGGUUGAAAGCCGGACUUCAGGAUACUGCUUGCAUACAUCUAGCUGAUCCGGCUCAUUAAGCCUGAGGGGAUACCAAACGUCAAGAUGGCGGAUAAAUCUCGUUUGUGGGAUCAAGGAGAAGACCAUACCGUAGAGGUCAACCAGCGGGCAUUGAUUGAUAAGAUCCUCGCCCGGUAUUCUGGAGAGUAUACGAUCUUUCGAGAGCUGCUGCAGAACGCAGAUGAUGCGAAUGCGAAAUCGGUCAAGAUCCGGUUCUUGACAUCUGAGGGUAGUAAAGGGUCGCUAGGACAGGAUAGAGAGCUACCUGAACUGCUCAAAGUCCCGAUCCACCAAUAUGUCAUAGAAAACGAUGGUGUUCCGUUUCGGGAUCAGGAUUGGUCACGUUUAAGAAAGAUCGCAGAGGGAAAUCCGGACGAUGACAAGAUUGGAGCUUUCGGAGUCGGUUUCUACGCUCUGUUCAGCAUUACCGAGUCUCCAAUGGUCGAAUCGGGUUCCAAGUGGAUGGGGUUCUACUGGAAAGACGGCAAAGAUCAGUUGUUUGCAAGGAGUGGAAGCCUGCCAGAAGAUAUGCCUACAACGGAGAGCAUGUCAGGUAACUCUUGGACGAGAUUUAGCAUGGAUCUGCGCAAUCCUACGCCAAUAGAAGGACCCCUUGACUUUGCCCGAUUCUUGGUACAGAGCCUGACCUUCAUGAACCAGAUUAGGGACGUACAGAUGUUUGUUGAUGGAUGGCAAGUCCUGCAUCUCACGAAGGAGACGGGGAUUGCCAAUGUCGGGGUCCCCCUUACAGACUUUCCAAGACCGAAAGGAAAGGUCCCGCUGAACAAGGUUAUGCAUCUCGAUGGCUUGGGCCAAACCUCCGUGAGAAUCUCUGCGCAUACCAUGUCGUGGCUACAGGACGUCGGUCUUCAGCACGUUGCGCCGCUACCAGCUGUGGAAAAGGUAAAACCGGCCACCUCUGGCAUAGGCUUUGCCUCAAUGUUCUCUUCCGUCUUUUCAAGAUCUCUUACUCCGACAAAGGCCUCCGCUCCACCACCAUCACCGCCAGUACUGCCCAAGAAAAAUCCGCGGGAGAUCCUAUCAAGUUCAAUGAUGCUGCAGGUCUAUCAAGCGGCUGUACGAGUUACCGUUGACAAGAACCUGGAGAAGGAGUUGGAAAGAGCAACAAAGAAGCCGCCGCCAAAAAGCACCGUAUUGCAAUUGAUCUUUUCCGAGGCGCCGGGGCAAGACGUUCGCAAAAAGCCUGGCGUCGCAGACGACAUUUUCGGCGGGUUGAAUCCAGACACCGGCGGUAGGAUUUUUAUCGGACAAGCUACCGGUCAAACGACAGGUCUCGGAGGUCAUAUCGCGGCACGUUUUAUCCCCACAGUUGAGCGGGAGUCGAUCGACUUGAUGGACCGCUUCGUCAGCAUCUGGAACAAGGAACUGCUUUCAAUCGGUGGACACGUCGCUCGCCUCGUUUACGAGGUUCAGCUCAGAAAUUUGAAGGAGAAGUGGUCCGCUGUGCAACCCAAGCGUAUCGACUUAGUACAGGGGUCUACCUCACCGGACGCAGCCGCUGCGAGUGCCCUACUCGCUCAAGCAGCACAUACGAUGCGAUACUUUACAUUCCAACGUUCGACACCUUCAGCCCAGGUGUCACAGCUCAUGGAGUCAUCGUUCUUUGCCAGUCUAGGCGACGCCACUUUACCAGUCCUCUCCACUGCAGGAGUACGUGGGGCCGACAAGGUUCGAUUACCAAACCAGAUGCUGGACAAGUUCUUGCCGAAUCUGGCUGUCUUGGCUCGGACGCUUGAUACAGAGGCUGAACUGUUCGUCGCACGACUACGGGAGAGAGGCAUGCUUGCCGAUGUCGCCCUCGCGGACGUGAUUGCGGAAUUGAACGCUGGACCUUUGGACGAAGACCAAUUCCUCGCCUGUGUCGCGUGGUGGAAGCAGAUCGUAAAUCUGCCUCAGUAUGACUCUUCUAUACAAAACCGUCUUGUCGCGGCGACUGUGGUGGCGAUUAAAGACCCCGACACACAGCUGGACAAGAUUGUGCCGUUGGGCGCCAUGAAGACGUUUCUGAACCCGAACAUGAUACCUGCCGACAUCCCUUCCUUGCCCUCUGACACGGUCCCGUAUUCGAUAUCGAAGCGCCUCCAGACGUCAGACAUGGUCAAUAUCUUCGGGUGGCAUGAACUCGGCCUUGCAGAAUGGGCUAGGACUUUGAGUGAGCAAGAGUUCCAGGAAUCGCCCGAAACCGCGGAGCGCCUCCUAGGGAUACUGGCUCGUGCGUGGCCACGGCUUUCCAAUGUCAACCGCGACGAGAUCAAGAGGACCCUUCAAGACGUCAAAUGCAUACCGACCAGCCUAGGUUUCAGGAAGCCAGGUGAUUCCUACCAUCCGGAGGUGUCUCUCUUUGAGGACCUGCCAGUCAUUUCCUUGCCUCACGCCGCGAUCAAGGGAGCGUUGCGAUCGAUGUUGGAUCACCUCGGCGUGCGGUCUGUCGUGGACUUGCAGCUGAUUUUCACGAGGCUUGUCGGGAAAUCGGUUUGGUCCUGCGCCGAGCUUGUCAAGUACUUGAGUUCGGUUCGUAAAUCGUUGUCUGAUAACGAAUUUGCCCGGUUGAAAAGAACGGCAGCGUUCCCGAUCUGGGACCCCAAUCGAGCGGAAUCAGACAAAUCCCAACCUAUCAAAAGGACGACACCCGAUGCUCUGUGUGAACCUACACAAGAGAACAAAGAUCUUGGCGUGCCUGUUCUCGAUUAUGGCGGUUCUGCAUGGAAGCCGUUCUCAAUCGAAGCGACUUUCAUGUAUGAUCUGGGUUUACGCAAGCACGCAAAUCUGGCGGAUGUCCUGCGCAUAGCAUCGAGCGUGGAUCGAGAUGUUCACCAAAGGGGCUUGGACUACCUUGUGAAGAAUUUGAGGCACUAUCCCGGAUUUAACGCUACACUUCAAGCAGGCGACGUAGCAUUUAUACCCGCCAAAACUCCUAGUGGCGCGUUUCAAUUGGCUAGGCCGUCAGACGUUUACACAAACGAAGCGGCCGGGUCCAUAGGCUGUCUAGUGAUCAAUAACCUCUCGACCGAUAUCGCCACGAAGCUACAACUUCUGAAGGAUCCUCCCAUAUCUGUACUCGUACAGUACCUGACACGCACACCUCCUGCGACAGUGGAUCAGGGAAAAUUGGCGUUCAGGUAUCUAGGUACUCGUCUACAAGAUUUGCAUCGAGAGAUCCCUCGGUUAUCCACCACUGCUUUCAUCCCGACGGACAGGGGAACUCACGUACCCCCUCUACAAACAUUCUUCACGCCAAGAGAUCGCCAAUCUGAGGUCUAUCAGCUUUAUAAGGAUUUAUACACCUUCGUCGAUUUCGAUGAGGGGAACUUAUUCCUCGAACAAGUCGGUGUAAAAGCUCAACCGACCCAGGAGCAGAUCGCCCGUAUGUUGGUGGGAGAUCCUUUUGGUGCUAUGCGAAAAUUGGCCUCAGCGGAGAAAUAUCUGUCGCAAUUGCGGUUACUCGCCACUGGCUACCCCUCCUUCCCACUAGAUUUGAAGCGGGACAUGUCGAGAGCGUCAUUCCUCCUUGGACUGAAGAAGGUUCCAGGGAAAACAUCGGAUCAGACGAUCUCGGAGAAGACCCCUAUCAGCGACGAGGACGGCCAAGUCGAAUUCGUGCUAACCAGAGCAUCAGAUUUAGCCAUCGUUGACGAUUCUUAUCUCGCCAAACUUUUCGCUGACGCGUUCGUGGGCGCGCCCGAGGAAACCCUUCUUGAGGAUUUCUACGCUCAAUUGGGCGUCAAGGCUCUGAGCACAUACAUCAAAGAGGAGCACCGGGCACUCGGUCAGACUCAUGGUGCGACAGAUACAGCGGUCAAGCUGAGAAAGCACAUAUUGGAGAGAUUGGCUUUGUUCUUGUCUGAUCGACGUUCUGCAAGCAAAUACGACAUCGACUGGCUUAAAGGAUCAGCCGGAGACGUUGAGAACCUGCAAAUCCUACAGGCGGACUCUAUUCAGAUCAAGCGGACGAUCAAAACAACCCAAGCAGAACGGCUCUCGAUCGAGGAAACUUCUGCAGCCUCGAUCAAAAGCACCGGCAAUAGGAUCAGAAUCUACAUCUCGGUUCGUAUGCAGCUUGACAUGUAUGAGGUCGCUCUCACUCUAUGCAACAUCUUGCUAAAGCGAUGUCGGAACGAAGACGUCUUGAUUCUCCAUAGCAUCCUUGAAGCGCCACUGCCGGUACUGAGGCGAAGGGGCUACAAUGUCGACCGCAUCCUGAAUCAGCAGAAAAUCGAAAGGCUUGCGAGAAUUGCUGAUAUGGAAAGGCAGGCGGAAGCGGAGAAGAAGCUGCAAGCAGAGCAAGAGGUGCUGCAAAUCAAUGACGUCGCAGACUCAGCCGACGUUGGAUCGGUCAAAGGCCCCCGCCAGUCUUCGGACAAUCUGUCCGUUGCAUCUAGACCAUCAGAUGAGACAUCGAUACGCAGCUCGGGGAUCAUGAACCACUUAAAAGCUCGUUUCAAGCCGCAAACGGGAUUGAGCUCUACCCCCACUGUGUCUCGGCCAGCGCCAGCGAGCAACGAGGUAACACCUAUGUCGACCAUCAAAGAUGGCGCAUUGAAGGCGGUGGCCGCAUCGCGACCGAACCGGUCGAAAUCGGACAUCAUCAGCGAGCCCAGCGAGAGGAUGGUCAAAGAAAGCGGCGACACUUACUGUGACAAUACUGGGGUCAAGACCAACCUUAUUCCAGCGGGACAAGCUCCGGGAGGUCUAGGCCUCUUUGUCAGCCGAGAUGUUCCUAAUCCCGAGGCGACCAUUCGAGCGCUUGCGAGCGAGUCGCGAGCAUUCGCGACCGAAAUACUGUUACCCUUGGCGACUGUCUUCCAGCUCGAGCCUUCAACCCUGAACGUAUUCUACGACGGGGCCGGUCCCCUCAUAGCCUUCAAUCGCAAUGGCAGCCUAUACAUGAACUUACGAUAUUACCUCGCUUGGCACCACAUCAGCGUCGCCAACGGGGUCAAGCAGGCAGCCUGGACCUCUUGGUUUUUGACGAUCGCGCACGAGUGCGCCCAUAACAUGACGCCCCUUCACGACUCUCAGCAUGAAUUCUGGACCUCCUCUAUCAUUGAGACCUUGAUGGAACCCUUUGUCAGACUGCUCGCUACGUCACGAUAGUAUUUCUGCUGAAGUGCAGGUUGUAUUGAUCAGUCACCUAUAUCAUCAACGCCACAUAUAUGCUUCACGAAAUACGACACACCCCUGAGCAAGAUAUAUAGUAUAUCUGCGACAAGGGAUCUCGUCUCGCAAUGCUGACUAGAGGGUCAGGUGUGAUGUGCCAGGCCGACCCACACUGAGAC
Messenger RNA from Filobasidium floriforme, 5395 nucleotides. RefSeq lists its product as uncharacterized. The record is from RefSeq and is a predicted model, not a curated record. The transcript has 13 exons. NCBI's taxonomy places the organism in Eukaryota, Fungi, Basidiomycota, Tremellomycetes, Filobasidiales, Filobasidiaceae. The coding region runs from base 144 to 5213 and encodes 1689 amino acids.